Molecule: messenger RNA, 980 nt
Organism: Chlamydomonas reinhardtii
Lineage: Eukaryota; Viridiplantae; Chlorophyta; Chlorophyceae; Chlamydomonadales; Chlamydomonadaceae
Exons: 5
Coding region: 191-721 (176 amino acids)
Source: RefSeq, a predicted model, not a curated record
GUAAAUCGCAUACAUAAAGUACCAGCUUGCUGUAUUAAUACCCUCGCCGACAGCUGAGAACAGGCUCUGACUCUGAGCCUGCGAGGCCUCUCGCUCUGUCUUCCUAAAUCUCGUUGAGUGAUCAGACCAAUACUUAAUUCCCAUGGUAGCUGCAGGGCCCUAGGGCUGUUGGGUAGUGUGCCAGCCCAGCAUGGAGUCGAUGCGGGCAGCCGCUGUCCGCGUUCUGCUCCACUGCUGCGCGCAGGACCUUGAGCGCAUCCUACGAUGCAAUGCACCUGGAGAGGAGCAUUUGGCGUUGCCACUGUCUGCUAUCGCGCUUGCCAACCAUGAGCCAGAGCUUGCAGCGGGUCUGUACGCUCGUCCUUUGGAGGUCUUAACACUGCUCGAUGAGGCGACAAUCCCUGCCCAGCUGGAGAUGAAGUCAGCCAUUGAGCAGGGAAUGGAGGGGCAGCAAGCAGCGGCAGCUGUGGGCGGCGGAGCAGGGCAGCUGCUUCCGGUGCAGUGCGCUCUGAACGUGUGCGACAACGUGCACGUGCGGCUGGUGUCGCUGCCCACCUCGCUGGACCCACACCCGAGUCCCAUGCGACCGCCCUUAGCUCGCCUGGGCUGCUCGCAGCUGCACCAGCUGCUGUAUGUGAACGGCACAGUUGUGCGAGGCGGCCCCGUCCGAGUUUGGGAAAGCAUACAGUUCUUUGAGUGCUCCCGCUGUAAGGAGAAGUGAGUGAGCAUGGGCCACCGCAGAUCCCAGAGACAAGCGCUCCGUUGAUAACUGACUAAAUGGAAGGCGUGGCUGCGUGGCAGGUUCCCCCUCAAGUCUUCAUUAAACGAUGGCGGGGCCGUGGACAUGCCUGACGCAUGCCCAUUGGCGUUCCGGAAUCAGCCAUGCCCAGGCACCAAGUUCAAAAAGGUGAAUACAGCAUGGCUCGAGGGCGAUGGCAUGAGGCUAGGCUUGGGAGUGCCGGCAUUAUCCAUUAGAUGAA